Molecule: messenger RNA, 1077 nt
Organism: Strongyloides ratti
Lineage: Eukaryota; Metazoa; Nematoda; Chromadorea; Rhabditida; Strongyloididae
Product: D4
Exons: 4
Coding region: 1-1077 (358 amino acids)
Biological process (GO): nervous system development
Cellular component (GO): nBAF complex
Source: RefSeq, a predicted model, not a curated record
AUGACUACAAGUAUGAUAUCAGAAUCUGCUUAUUCUGAUUGUAUUAAAAAAUGUAUGCAAUGGAAUAGAAGAAUGCAAAUGCAAAGAAGACAAGGUGGUCCUGUUAUCGAUCAACAAACAGGAAUAAUUUUAAAACCAACACGUUUACAUCGUAUUAUUACUCAUAGAUUCCAUCCUGAUGGUCCUGGUAAAGUUUGCACAUAUGCAUCUCGUUCAUGGGUUAAAUGUGAUAAACCGUCUUCUGAUUAUAUUGAAUUAAAAUAUUUUAUAAAAUCAAAUAGAAAUAUUGGUGAUGUUAUUAAUACUUCUAAUGCUGUUGUAACUUCAGUUGUCUCAACAGAUAACAGUUUACCUGAAAGUCCUGCUAUGAAUCAAAGACAAUUAUCAUCUAUAAAAUAUGAAGAGACAACUGAAUAUGAUGAACCAUUAGAAGAAGAAAUUGAUGAAAUAUCUGAUGAUGAUGAAUAUAAUAAUAAAAAAAAGAAAGGUCGUGGUAGAGGAAGAGGUCCUAGAAAAUCAGGUAUUAAUUCUGGUAAUACUAUUAUUAAUACACCAAAACAAGAAAUAAUAGAUACAACAUCAUCAAUUGGUAAUACACCUGAAAAAAGAUUUAUUUGUCAAGCUUGUGGAGCAAAAUAUAAAAGUAGACCAGGAUUAAAUUAUCAUAAACAACAUAUACAUCCUGAUAUUGAUAAUGUGGCAGAUCCCUCAAUCCCAGAUCCUGUGAUAAAUAUUUCCACAACCUGUGACUUCUGCGGAGGCAAUAAACGUAGAAAUAAAAAAACAGGUAAAGCUGAAGUUUUGGUUUCAUGUCAUGAUUGUGGGCGAUCAUGUCAUCCUUCGUGUUGUGGUUUUACUGAAAAUAUGUUUACUUCUUUCAAAAAAUUUGGUUGGCAAUGUUUAGAAUGUAAAAGUUGUGCCAUAUGUGGUACCUCAGAUAAUGAUGAUAAAUUGUUAUUUUGUGAUGAUUGUGAUCAUGGAUUUCAUAUGUAUUGUCUUAAACCUCCGUUAGAAAAAGCACCUGAAUCUGAUUGGUCCUGCGAUUUAUGUAAAAAUGAAUAUAAAAAAAACAACUAA